This is a messenger RNA of Dacryopinax primogenitus, 1509 nucleotides long. Its product is annotated as MFS general substrate transporter. Gene Ontology annotation, biological process: transmembrane transport. The record is from RefSeq and is a predicted model, not a curated record. Bases 1 to 1509 code for a protein of 502 amino acids. Gene Ontology annotation, molecular function: transmembrane transporter activity. NCBI's taxonomy places the organism in Eukaryota, Fungi, Basidiomycota, Dacrymycetes, Dacrymycetales, Dacrymycetaceae. The transcript has 3 exons.
AUGCUCCUUUCGGUAUUCCUUAUCGCCCUCGACCAGACCAUCACCUCUACUGCAAUCCCGCGCAUCGCAUCCGAGUUCAACAGCCUCAACGACGUGACCUGGAUCGCCAGUGCCUACUUCCUUACUCAGGCUGGAUGUCUGAUGCUCUACGGUCAACUGCUGGUCAUCGCCCCCACUAAGUGGGUGUACAUAAGCGCCAUCACUCUAUUCGAGAUUGGCAGCUUGAUUUGCGGUGUGGCGCCCACUGUGAAUGUCCUCAUCUUCGGACGUGCGUUUGCGGGUGUCGGUGCAGCUGGAAUAUUCGUCGCCGUACUAUCCAUCAUCGCCCAGAUCACGCACAUCUCCAAGCGUCCCCUCCUCUUCGGUUCCUUCGCCGGUGUCUUCGCCCUCGCCUCCGUCGUCGGUCCUCUCUUAGGCGGCGCCUUUUCGGACCACGUGACCUGGCGGUGGUGCUUCUACAUCAACCUCCCCAUCGGCGCUGUCUCCGUCGUCGUCAUCCUCCUGCUUAUCGAAGCCCGCCCUGCCAUAGGCAGCGAAGUGACAGACGGGAUGAACCAGCUCCAACGAUGGCUGUCUCUCGACUGGAUAGGCGCCUUCCUCAGCAUAGGCAUGGUUGUAUGCCUCAUCCUCCCCCUCCAAUGGGGGGGCAAUUCCAAGCCCUGGAACGACCCAGCGGUCAUAGCGACGUUCUGCGUCUUCGGUGCUUUGCUCAUCGUUUUCGUACUCUGGGAAUGGAGGAUGGGUCCCCGCGCACUCAUGCCCCUCCAGAUGUUCCGCCGCCGUACGCAAGUCGGCGCUUGCCUAGAAGCGUUCUGGAUCAUGCUGUGCAUGCUACUCGCGACGUACUACCUUCCAUUGCUGUACCAGGCAAAAGGGCACAGUGCGACCCAGAGCGGGAUCGACAUUCUCCCCUUCAUGCUCGCCACCGUGAUCAGCGCUGCAGGUUCAGGAGGAAUCAUCAACGCAACCGGUCGCUACUGGCCCUUCAUCUUCACCCUCCCUCUGCUCACCGCCGUCGGCGCCGGCCUGCUAUUCACGAUCGACUCCUCAACAUCGAAUGCCAAGCUCAUCGGUUUCCAAAUCCUGUACGGCGCAGGCAUUGGCGGCAGCAUGCAGAAUACCAUCAUCGCCGUCCAGGCGGAGUAUCAUGCUGAGGAGCGGAUGAUACCUCAGGGCACGUCGAUGGUCAAUUUCACCCAGCUUAUUGGGGGCGUUAUCGGCAUCUCCAUCGCAGGGACGGUAUUUGCCAACCAGCUUGGUAGCCAACUGGCACAGUAUGCGCCCGGGCUCGACCCGUCCAUCGUACAGACGCUCAAGGAGAGUGUCACCGUCGUCGCCACUCUUCCGCUGGAUCAGCAAGGCCCGAUCAUCGAAGCGUAUACGAAGGCGCUAGAUUAUGUCUAUAUUAUUGGCGUGCCAGCGGGAGUGUUGGGCACGUUGAGCGCAUUGUUGAUCAGGAAUAUGAACCUGAAGGAGCUGGGCGUGCAGUUGGGCGCUGCGCCGGUGUAG